GGCCAGAGAACCAUCCCAGAUCCAGAACUCCCAGCAGCAGAAGAAGAAGAAGCAGAAGAAGAAGAAGAAGAACCCAGACCAGCAGAAAGUAUGCAGUGCGUUCGUUUUCCUGCCAUCUUGGUCGUCGUGGCGUUGGUUCUGUUCGGCCCGGGUGUUUCCUCACAGGCCGACAGAGACCAGGACCAGAACCAGGACCAGUAUCAGAACCAGGACCUGGACCUGGAUCUGGAGUUGCGUCACCAUCGUCUGCUUCAACGUGCUCGCAGCGCCGGACUCCUGUCACAGGACUGGAGUAAACGUGCGGUCGAGGACCUGCUGGCUCAGAUGUCUCUUCCUCCCAACACCGCCCAGCGCGACGCAGAGGUAGUUUCCAUGGCAACGGGAGGGAAGACUAACCUGGAGCGAUCCAUCGACCCCCCCAACAGCCUGCCCCCCCGCGAACGCAAAGCCGGGUGCAAGAACUUCUACUGGAAGGGCUUCACUUCCUGUUAAAGCCCCGCCCAGCUGACCAACCGGCCGAUCACCUGACCUUCCCCUCUGCGACUGGAUGGACCAAUCAGCAGCUGUCCUGCUGCACUGUACCUGAAUAAUUUAUGUAAUUAUCAAUAAAAAGAGA
Trematomus bernacchii (emerald rockcod) is the source of this 616-nucleotide messenger RNA. It is a transcript of the gene sst1.2, whose product is annotated as somatostatin 1, tandem duplicate 2. Gene Ontology annotation, cellular component: extracellular region. The record is from RefSeq and is a predicted model, not a curated record. NCBI's taxonomy places the organism in Eukaryota, Metazoa, Chordata, Actinopteri, Perciformes, Nototheniidae. Bases 91 to 492 code for a protein of 133 amino acids. The transcript is spliced from 4 exons. Gene Ontology annotation, biological process: regulation of cell migration. Gene Ontology annotation, molecular function: hormone activity.